CGACUAGGUCCGGUUUUGGCCUUGCCACCGCUCGAAAAAUGCUGAGUACAACAGGUUCUGAUCUGGAUUACUUUAGGGUGUUCGUGUAUGCAUUAUUUGAGUUGGUUGGACAGAAGAUGUUCGAAACGUAUGACCUUGUUACGCGAAACCCUUUAGUCUGUCGCUUGGUUCGGAAGAGCAAGAGAUCUUGGAGGGAGCGUACCAGCUACCAGGCGAAUGCUUCACAGAAGUUUCGGAAGACCAAGACAUCAUCGAAGCCGCCUCUCGAGCCUUGUCCCGUUGAGGAGGAUGAUUACGAGCUACCGGUCGAUGCUCCAUACAAGCCCGCUGCACAGGAAUAUCGAGUUUUGACAGAAAAGGCCAAGCUGGAGAGCCUGGAAAAAGAAUUGGUGACUUUGCGCAAGGUUAUGGCACAAUUUGUACAGCAGCACGAACAGAGAAAUCAAACUCAAAAAAGUCUGGAUAUUACUGUAGUUGAAGAAAAACACAAACACGUUUACACAACAACAACAAAAAAAGAGGAAUUCGAGGGUACAGAAACGAUAAAUCCGAUACCUCCCCCUCCACCGCCCCCACCAUUAACAAUCACACAUAAACAGAGCACGUCGGAGAUUCAGCAAGCUAGUAGCUUACCAUCUCUUAGAACUACGACAUCUUCUGCAUUGUCAUACAUGCAUAUCUCAAAUGAUAUUCUAAAUACAAAUAAAAGCGCGCUACGUCAUGUCGCCGGCUCCAGAUCGCCCGGAGGAACUCUUUUGCUCAAAUCCUCUCGUACUGCUACCACUUCGUCUAUACCUACUGAAGUCAUUGCAAGCGCCUUGUAUAAAAAAUUCAAAAGCAUCAACGCCAGUGAUUGAAAACAACACCAUAUAAGCCGUCAUUUUGUAUUGUGCAUGGCCUUUCUCAAAGAUUGCAACUGUUUUUUGGAAGAAGUGCGUGUUGAAAGGUCUUCGCCAAAUUUUUGUAUGCAAGUACUCCAUGAAUAUAUUAUUGACACUUGCCUAA
Molecule: messenger RNA, 1005 nt
Organism: Schistocerca gregaria
Lineage: Eukaryota; Metazoa; Arthropoda; Insecta; Orthoptera; Acrididae
Product: mitochondrial fission regulator 1-like
Exons: 2
Coding region: 39-857 (272 amino acids)
Source: RefSeq, a predicted model, not a curated record